This is a messenger RNA of Beta vulgaris subsp. vulgaris (sugar beet), 2899 nucleotides long. RefSeq names its product probably inactive leucine-rich repeat receptor-like protein kinase IMK2. NCBI's taxonomy places the organism in Eukaryota, Viridiplantae, Streptophyta, Magnoliopsida, Caryophyllales, Amaranthaceae. Gene Ontology annotation, molecular function: protein kinase activity; protein binding; ATP binding. Bases 237 to 2639 code for a protein of 800 amino acids. The record is from RefSeq and is a predicted model, not a curated record. Gene Ontology annotation, biological process: protein phosphorylation. The transcript has 2 exons.
CCCCUUCACCAACUCUCACUUCCUCCAUUAAUCUUUCUUCUGUCUUUAUCUUUCUCUCACUCUCUAUCUCUCUCUCUCCUCCUGAUCUAUAACAUCAAAAGAGAAGACAAAGCAAGUUAAAGAAACUUGCUUUGUUGUAUUUAGCAUCACAUUUUUGUUACUAUUAUAGUAUUUAUUUAUACAUACAUAUUAUUAUUUUUUUGCAUUGAUUUUGCAUUUUUAUAGCAUUCUAAUUUAUGGGUAAUCACUAUCAUAUGAGAAAGAAUAGAGGGUUAAUCUGGAAAUUGCUUCAAUUUGUGUUAUUCUUCUCAAUUUUUCAUGAAUUGUGUGUGUUACCUAAGAUUGUUACAGGGCAAAAUAUUGAUGAAGAAAUAAUCAAUGUUUCUGAUUUUCAAGCACUUCAAGCAUUUAAGCGUGAACUUGUUGAUGUUCGAGACACGCUUAAGAGCUGGAAUGGAUCAAGAAAUGGAGUUUGUUCAGGUAGCUGGACAGGAAUUAAGUGUAUGAAAGGACAUGUUAUUGCUAUACAACUUCCAUUUAAGGUUUUAGGAGGAAGAAUUUCAAACAAAAUUGGGCAGUUUAAAGAGUUAAGAAAGCUUAGUCUUCAUGAUAAUUUUAUUGGGGGUACUAUCCCUUCAUCUUUAGGGUCACUCCCUAAACUUAGAGGACUUUAUCUUUUCAACAAUCGUUUUUCUGGGAUGAUUCCUUCUUUAAUUGGUAACUCUCCUCAACUUCAAGCUAUUGAUCUUAGUAAUAAUUUGCUUUCUGGGUUUAUUCCACAAAAUCUUGUUAGUUCUCCAAGGAUUUAUAGGGUUAAUUUGAGCUUUAAUUCGUUUUCGGGUUCGAUUCCUAGUAGUUUUUCUCAUUCUUCAUCACUUACUUUUCUUGCUCUUCAAAAUAACAAUCUUUCUGGAUCAAUUCCUAGUUCUUGGGGUACCCAAAAUUUAAGGUCACUGACCCUUGAUCAUAAUUCUUUUUCUGGGAGUAUCCCACAUUCUUUGGGUAAGUUGGGUAAUCUUGAGGAGUUGUCUUUGAGUCAUAAUAAGAUUAAUGGUGUUAUCCCAGAUGAGAUAAGUAGUCUUUUGAAGCUUAGAGCUGUGGAUUUGUCUAGUAAUUCUAUUAAUGGUAGUUUGCCUAAAGGAUUAGUUGGUUUGAAGAAUCUUUCAUCUCUUAAUCUUAAGAAAAAUCACCUUACAGGAGAUGUUCCUUCUACUAUUGGUAACCUUUCUAGCAUUAGUCUCCUUGAUUUAUCAGAAAACAAUUUCACAGGAGAAAUUCCGGCCUCGCUUGAAAAUCUCUCAAAUUUGACCUCUUUCAAUGUCUCCUACAACUCUUUCUCUGGCCAAGUACCCAUUCGCCUUUCGAAGCGAUUCAAUUCUUCUUCUUUUGUGGGAAACAUUCAGUUAUGUGGGUUUAGUGCCUCAACUCCAUGUAUUGCAGCAUCACCAGUGUCUGAGGCUCCAUCAAUGAGUCCAUCAACUAGUGAGGAACCAGAACACCACCACCGAAGAUUGAGUACUAAAGACAUAAUCCUCAUAAUAGUGGGAGCACUCCUUGCUAUUUUGUUUAUACUCUGCUGUGUUUUGCUGUUUUGUUUGAUCAGGAAAAGAGCAGGUUCUAAAGCUAGAAAUGGUAAGACUGCUGGUAUUGAGAAGGGUUUUGCUGCAGGAGCUGCAGGAGGAAGUGCUGAAGCUGGACCAAAUGGCGGUAAAUUAGUAUUGUUUGAUGGACCAUUUGUGUUUACAGCUGAUGAUUUGUUGUGUGCAACAGCUGAGAUCAUGGGGAAGAGCCCUUAUGGGACGGUGUAUAAGGCCACGCUUGAGGAUGGUAACCAAGUUGCAGUGAAAAGGCUUAGAGAGAAGCUUGCAAAGAUUCCUAAGGAGUUUGAAAUUGAAGUUGCUGCUCUCGGAAGGAUUCGCCAUCCGAAUCUUCUCCCCCUUAGGGCUUAUUACUUGGGACCUAAAGGAGAGAAGCUAUUGGUGUUCGAUUACAUGUCCAAGGGUAGUGUUUCCUCUUUUCUUCAUGCUCGAGGACCAGAGUCUACCAUCGAUUGGCCAACAAGGAUGAAGAUCGCGAUAGGAAUUACAAGUGGACUGAGCCAUAUCCAUAACCAAGAAAACUUAGUUCAUGGAAAUCUCACUUCAAGUGAUGUUUACCUAGAUGAGCAAAACAACCCCAGAAUAUCAGAUUAUGGAAUUCACAGACUGAUGACUGAUACUGCAAACACCAAUGUUAUUGCCACAGUUGGCUCAGCAGGUUAUCGUGCACCUGAACUUCCAAAGACGAAGAAGGCAACUACAAAAACUGACAUCUACAGUCUAGGGGUGGUUCUAUUGGAGCUUCUGACAGGGAAGUCUCCUAACGAAGCAGUGGACGGUUUAGAUUUGCCACAGUGGGUGGCAUCAACAGUUAAGGAAGAGUGGACUAAUGAGGUUUUUGAUCUAGAGCUGAUGAGGGAUGUUUCAACUACAGGGGAUGAAAUGCUUAAUACAUUGAAAUUGGCAUUGCACUUGGUCGAUCCUUCGCCUGAUGCAAGACCAGAUGUCCAACAGGUACUUCAGCAGCUAGAGGAGAUCAACCCUAAGCUCAUUGCUGAAGCUUCUGAGGAUCCUGCUGAGAAAGACCAUCACCUUAUCUGAAAAUUGGUUAUCCUUUUUUUGGUAUAGUCUUUGUACUAUAUACUUGUGAUAUACUAUAUACUUCAAUUCUUUCUAGUACAUAGGCCUUCAGUUGUAGUCUUAUAGAUGUGCCAUUUGUUAUUCUUUGAACAUGGGAAAUACUAAUAAGGUCCAUAUACUGUAGAAGAUGUAGCAUUUGUUAUUCUUUUCAGGUCGAGAUGCAGUAAUAUGUUGUAAGAGAUCUGUGGUUUGUAAUAUAUUGACUAUGUUAUUAGUUCUUA